Mizuhopecten yessoensis (Yesso scallop) is the source of this 1795-nucleotide messenger RNA. RefSeq lists its product as uncharacterized. The coding region runs from base 117 to 1325 and encodes 402 amino acids. The record is from RefSeq and is a predicted model, not a curated record. Lineage: Eukaryota; Metazoa; Mollusca; Bivalvia; Pectinida; Pectinidae. The transcript has 2 exons. Gene Ontology annotation, cellular component: membrane.
AGUUCAUCGCCAAAGCCGUUAUUCCUAGCCAGCAAGUAGCAGCACAGCCAUUGUCAGGAUUUUCACAGUUAUACAUCAAUACGUGAACUGUCAACUGCAUCAUAGAACAUACAAAGAUGUGCGGGAGACUGAUGUCUAUCCUGAUCCUGUGUGGGGAUGUAUUCGACUUUAUAAUGGACUGGGUAUUCUACGAUGACAUUAAGAAUGCUCAGGAUGGUUUAGUUUUUGGACCUCAUGACAAAAAACUUGUAAUGGCAACACUUGUUUUCUGCAUAAUUGGGACGGUCACCUUCAUCACAGAAUGUGUUAUUAACAGACUAGAAUAUAAAUGGAACAAAAAAAAUAAUUGGAGAUGGAGUGAGAAAUUAGAUACAAUAUCUAAGAUUUCAGAGGUGAUGACAAUGAUAACACUGUUUAUUGAAGAUCUGCCUCAGAUCCUCAUUAACCUUGUUAUUGCCUCGUGCCGGGAAGACGUUACCAACAUUGUACAAAUAGUAAAGGCUACAUCAGCAUUAGUUGAAGUUGUUUUACUUCUGGUCAUUAUGUCUGUGAAAUAUUGUCAGGCUAAAAGGCAAGGGGAAAUAGAAGGAUGGAGAAAAAAAAUCUUUGGUGUAACAAUCUUUAAUUCAAUCCUGAUAUUAGGGCUUUCGUCAGCUGUGUUUUACCUGGAGAUCAACUUCAACAAGGAAAAGAUAGACUUUGACAGCCAUGGCUUGGAAGGCAGGGAAGCAGAUCGCUAUCUCCAGGGAGUCGAUGUUUUUAUGAAAUCUCCAACCAUUCCAAACAUGGCGGAUGAUCAGUGGCUGAAUAUCACGGAUGUCAAAACCAUAACGAAAUUCCCUGAUCAGUCUUCAAAUAUUGUGGUAAGCGUUUUCGUCAAUGAACAAUAUGGAUGGAUGAAUAAACAGUCCACUUCGUCUGGGGAAACACUGUCGUGUUACCAGGCAACACAGACAUCGAUGAUGAGUCCUCUUCCUUCAGCAAAAUGCCGCGAACUUCUGUCUAAUGCCACCGGCGGUACUUACAUAACAGUGAAGCUGGAGUAUGUCCUCCCGAACAGACAUCAGCCACUAGGGGAUAUACUCUACAACUACAGGGUCACCGAUAAAAAUUGUAGGCCAAUCUCAUCACCAGGGGUACCCCUGACCUUUAAAUACUUUAAGGGAAAACCAGACAUCAUGAUCAGUCAUUUCUUUACCCGAACAACUGACCUGGAUGAUGUAAGAGAUGUUUGGAAGACUGGGAGAGCCUAUUGUACAAGCACUGCACGUGAGCAUCCUAAAUUUUCCUCUGCAGUGCAAGUACCCUGUGUGCCUUUGAAGUAACUGUGUAGUCAGGGGGAAAAUUACCUCACGAAAUAAUCUUCAUUAGGAUUUAUAUCUCCCGCCAUUCAUUUUCUGUUUACAUUCAACAUGGCUAAACAGAGUAUAAACCAGCAAUAAAGUGGUGGGAAAAAAAGUGAAGUCAAGUGAUGGGCUUUAAAAGCCUACUGCUUUUAACAGUUUUCAUUGGUUAUAUCUAGUGAGUUUGACUGUGUUCAAUGUUUUCUAGUGUGGUGAUUUUGAAAGUGUUCAUUGUUAAGUCUAGUGAGAAUCACCAUUUUUUACUAUUUCUAGUCCAGUGUUUGAAUGUGUUCACCCUUAAGUUUAGUGAUUUUGACCAUUUUUUUUAGUCCUGUGAAUUUGAAAGUGUUACCCUCACCCUUCAUGUUCAACCUAUGGAUGAGGUCAACAAAAAUGUUUAUCAAGAGUGUUAUUGAGUAAUUUCAUGGAGAUUACAAAUAUAGAGAUGACUG